AUGGCUGAAUGUUUGAUAUAUAAACCCAUUAAGUUGGUCGAUACUUAUAAAACAAAAGAUGAUGCUCAAAAUUUUAUUGUUUUAUGGUUGUAUUCAUCAGAUUCCAGUACAAACAAUGAGGAGGAGGAGAUUUAUAUUAAACUAAAAAAAAUUUUUAAUUAUGUUAAAAAAUUUGAUAGAGCAGUAGAUUGCAUUUCCUAUAUUCUUGAAAAGAAAAGAAUGCAAUUUAUAUUGAUUGUUUCUCACACAUCCGCUAAAUAUUUCAUUCCAAUAAUACAUGAACAGUUAUCAAUUAUUGAUAUUUAUAUUUAUUGUAAAAAUCAAAAGGAACAGCAACAAUGGAUUGAAAAAAGUUAUUUAAAAACACAAAAUAAAAUUUUUAUUGAUCAGACUUUAUUAUUUCAAGAAUUAGAAAAUUUUGUCUUGAAGCAAAAUAGUAGAACUGAUUUAAUUUCUAAUGAAACGUCACCAUUAAUAAGUUAUUUCAAUGAAACUGAAAUAAUAAAUUAUUCAAUAAAAAAUUUAGAUAAACAAUCAAUUGAAUUUAUUAAAUUUCAGUUAAUAAUUGAAGUGCUUCUUCGUAUGCCAACAACACGCAGAGCAAAACAGACAAUGAUUGACGCUUGUCGUGAUUAUUAUAAGGAUAAUGCCGCAGAACAAAAGAAUAUAAAAAUUUGA
This is a messenger RNA of Didymodactylos carnosus, 678 nucleotides long. NCBI's taxonomy places the organism in Eukaryota, Metazoa, Rotifera, Eurotatoria, Philodinida, Philodinidae. The record is from the annotation of a GenBank genome assembly.